ACUCCUCCUCUCCCCAAAAGGUGAAUCCAUUGUAUGCAUACAUAUACGUAUAUAUAUAUCAUGAACCCCUCCUACCCCAAAAAUGAUUCAGAUAUUGUAUACAUAUAUAUACAUACACACACAUUAACAGAAACAGCAGAUAACUAGGCGCUCAAUAUUUUGAUCUGGGUUUAAUGGAGAAACUAGAAAUGGUUGAAGAUCCAAGGUGCUGCUUAAUGGUGUUGCAUCAUGACGAUCAUAAGCAUGCAAAACAAGAAGAUGAUCUCUGGGUGAUCAUGGAGAGUAGUGAUGAAGAUAAUCAUACAUACAACACGAUGUCGUCAUCAUCAUCCUCCUCCUCCUCCUCCUCCUCCUCUCUAGGGGAUACAAGCAGCCAUUCAAAUGGAUCUUCAUCAUCAGCAGCAGACAUGGUAUAUGAUGCAUCUUCGUCAUCUUCAAGUACUUGUUCAUCUCCUAAUUCCAGUGGACCUUUAUAUAAAUUGUUGGAGCUCAUGGACCAGCUUCCCAUCAAGAGAGGGCUUUCCAGGUACUACAAUGGCAAGUCUGAGUCAUUUACUUGUCUGUCAAGGGUGAGGAGCAUCGAAGAAUUAGAAAAGAAGGAAAAUCGUCCUUACAAGAGAAGAAAAAUGAAGUCAUUCUAGCAGCUAUGGAGGUUAGUUCACGGAUACCCAGAAAGCCCACCAUUUCAAAGAAGAUGUGAAGAAUUUUUUUUUUUUUUUUUUUCCAUUCCCGGCCAGAAAUGGAAACUGUAGGCCUCCUCUGCUUCUUCUGCAGAACCACACUUUUGUUAUUUUGCCUCGUUGUAUAUUAUUUUUACUUUUUUCUUUUAACCUACAUGUUUUUGCUAUACAAGCAGGUUGUAUCUAUAUACACGCAUACAAAUUUAUAUAGAGAGGAACAAGCUUAAUUUACUA
Molecule: messenger RNA, 914 nt
Organism: Carica papaya (papaya)
Lineage: Eukaryota; Viridiplantae; Streptophyta; Magnoliopsida; Brassicales; Caricaceae
Source: RefSeq, a predicted model, not a curated record